AUGGUGUCCGAGCAAGAACAUCCCGACGACACCAAUGCAGACCUGGAGAAGCAAGAUAGUUGCAGUUCGAAUGGGAAUGUUCGCUCACCCGGAGGAACACCCACACCAAGCCAUGAAAAGAAACGGCGCAGAAAUGGAGCCAAUGGAAGUGGAAGCUCGAACAAUAUCGAGCAUGGGACUGUCAAUGGCUACCCCAAAAUGGAGCUGAAUGAGUGGGAAUGCUACGACAAGCUAGGCUACAGCUUCCCCUGGUGGAAAAAAUGGGCCAUCAUUUCGGUCAUCUUCGCCGUCCAGACAUCUAUGAAUUUCAAUGCGAGUUUCUAUGCGAGCAGCAUUACUCUUUAUGCAAAGCAUUUCAGCAUCUCAGAACAAGCAGCUCGAGUUGGCCAAAUGGGAUUUCUCAUCGCUUAUGCAUUCGGCUGUGAGUUCUGGGCUCCAUUCAGUGAGGAGUUUGGCCGGUGGCCCAUCAUGCAAUUAAGCUUGUUCUUCGUCAAUGUUUGGCAAAUACCCUGCGCGCUGGCUCCAAACUUUGGUACAAUUGUCAUAUGCCGCAUUCUCGGAGGUCUAUCAUCUGCUGGUGGCUCAGUGACCCUGGGCAUGGUUGCGGAUAUGUGGGAGCCAGAAGAUCAGCAAUAUGCCGUCGCCUUUAUUGUGCUAUCGUCCGUUGCUGGCUCAGUCAUUGCACCGGUUGUCGGUGGAUUCGUGGCGACGUUCUUAGACUGGCACUGGAAUUUCUGGAUCCAGCUCAUUCUCGGUGGGUUUGUGCAAAUAUUGCACUUGUUUGUUCCGGAGACGAGAUGCAGCAUCCUUAUCACGAGAGAGGCGAGACGGAGACGCAAGAAUGGAGAAAUGGUGUGGAGUGGCGACGAGCUCAAGAAGACGCGCAUGUCUUUUCGCUGGGUAUUCAUGGUUUGGGUGCGGCCCUUUAUCAUGUUUCUGCGAGAGCCAAUCGUCCUAUGUCUAUCGCUUCUAAGUGGUUUCAGUGACUCUCUGAUCUUCACAUUCUUGCAGUCUUAUACACCGGUCUACAAGCAAUGGAAUUUCACGACGAUCACCACCGGACUCUCCUUUCUUCCACUUUUAGUAGGAUACUUCAUUGCCUAUUUCUCAUUCUUGCCAUGGAUCCAUCGGCAUUGCAGGAUCCAAGAAAGAGACCCAGAUGGGCUUCAACCGGAGGCUCGGCUGUACUGGCUGCUAUGGGUGGCGCCAUUGUUAUCGAUUGGUCUGUUUGGAUUCGCGUGGACGAGUCUUGGGCCGCCCCAUGUUCAUUGGAUUGCACCUAUGAUUUUCUCAACUCUGAUUGCUAUUGCAAAUUAUGCAAUUUAUAUGGCAACCGUCGAUUAUAUGAUUGCAGCGUAUGGCCCAUAUGCCGCUUCGGCAACAGGAGGCAAUGGCUUUGCGCGAGACUUUCUCGCUGGCAUCGCAGCUAUGUAUUCCGUUCCCAUGUAUGAGCACAUGGGCACAGUUCACAAACUAGAAUGGCCAUCUACAUUCCUCGGCUUCAUGGCCAUCCUGUUCACCAUUCCAAUCUAUAUCUUCUACUGGAAAGGUCCCCGGAUCCGAGAACUGUCGCCCUUUGCGCAGACUUUGGCUUCAGACAGGAAAGCUGCCGGUCGCAAGGUAUAA
Molecule: messenger RNA, 1626 nt
Organism: Penicillium nucicola
Lineage: Eukaryota; Fungi; Ascomycota; Eurotiomycetes; Eurotiales; Aspergillaceae
Product: putative MFS multidrug transporter
Exons: 5
Coding region: 1-1626 (541 amino acids)
Biological process (GO): transmembrane transport
Molecular function (GO): transmembrane transporter activity
Source: RefSeq, a predicted model, not a curated record